Messenger RNA from Anopheles marshallii, 1554 nucleotides. Its product is annotated as UDP-glucosyltransferase 2-like. The transcript is spliced from 4 exons. NCBI's taxonomy places the organism in Eukaryota, Metazoa, Arthropoda, Insecta, Diptera, Culicidae. Bases 1 to 1554 code for a protein of 517 amino acids. Gene Ontology annotation, molecular function: UDP-glycosyltransferase activity. The record is from RefSeq and is a predicted model, not a curated record.
AUGAUCAUGCUGCGAACCGUGAUGCUGGUGGCACUGGCCCUGUCACCAUACGCGCAGGCCUACAAGGUGCUCGGACUGUUCCCUCAUCCCGGCCAGAGUCACUUCCAUUUCUUUCAGCCGGUCCUGAAAGGUUUGGCAGAAGCCGGCCAUGAGGUAACGGUCGUCAGUCACUUCCCCGAGAAGAACCCACCACCGAACUAUCGCGACAUGCCGCUCGAAGGUAUGACAUCGCUGUCGGAUUCGGUCAGCUUUGAGCUGUUCGAGUAUCGGCCAGGUUUCGGCCAUUUCGUGGAGUUUUUCAUGCUGUACAACUGGGGAAAGGAAGCGUGCGCCAGUGCGCUCAACUCGACCGCCAUCAAAACGAUCCUGGACUCGAAGACCCAGUACGAUCUGAUACUGGUGGAGCAGUUCAACAGUGACUGCAUGCUCGGCGUUGCCCAUCAGCUGAAGGCACCGUUCAUCGGGCUCAGCAGCUGCCCGCUGAUGCCGUGGCACUACGAACGGGUCGGAAAUCCGACGCUACCCGCGUACGUGCCGGCACUGUUCAUGGGGUACACCGAGCGGAUGGACUUUUCGCAACGGUUAGCGAACUGGAUUACGGUCCAGUCGUUCAAGACGCUCUACAGCUGGUUUAACGAUGCCGCCGCCAACAAGUUGCUGCGCGAGCGGUUCGGCGAGGGCGUAAUACCGGACGUGCGCGAAUUGCAGCAACGCACCUCGAUGAUGUUCGUCAAUCAGCACUACUCGCUGAGCGGUGCGAAACCGCUCAGUCCGGCCGUGCUGGAGAUUGGCGGUAUCCACAUCCGGGACUUUCAGCCGCUGGAUGCGGACCUGCAGCAACUGCUCGAUACCGCCGACCAUGGCGUGAUCUACAUCAGCUGGGGAUCGAUGAUACGGGCCGCAACCUUGCCAGCGGAGAAGCGUGAUGCCAUCCUGCAGGCGUUGGGCCGAUUCAAGCAGCGCGUCAUCUGGAAGUGGGAAAACGAAACGCUGCCGAACCAACCGUCGAACGUCCACAUCCGCAAAUGGCUCCCACAGCGCGAGAUUCUCUGCCAUCCCAAGGUUCGCGUAUUUAUGAGCCACGGUGGACUGCUAGGAUCGUCCGAAGCUGCCUACUGUGGUGUGCCGGUAGUUGCAACACCAAUGUACGGCGAUCAGUAUAAUAAUGCAGCUGCCUUGGCUAAUCGUGGCAUGGGAGUGGUACUACCAUACGAAGAAAUCACCGUCGACUCGGUGCACGAAGCACUCCGCAAGGUGCUGGAACCAGAAGCAAUGGAAAACGCCAAACAAGUUUCGUUCUCCUAUCGGAACCGUCCCAUGAACCCGCUCGAUGCGGCCGUCUGGUGGUGUGAGCAUGUGGCCGCUACAGGUGGUCUUCCACUGGCGCAGUCCUACUCUACCGAACUGCCCUGGUACGCGUACCACCAGUUCGAUGUGUACAUUGUGACAAUCACCUUCCUCGUUAUCUACCACUGGUGUUGGAUAUGGCUGUUUAAGCGCGUCUGUUGUCGUGGUGUGUCGGGUUUCAGUGACGAAAAGCUUAAAACAAACUAA